Messenger RNA from Peronospora farinosa, 1404 nucleotides. The record is from the annotation of a GenBank genome assembly. Lineage: Eukaryota; Oomycota; Peronosporomycetes; Peronosporales; Peronosporaceae.
AUGGAGACACUAGACGACGCUAAUGACGCCAUAAGGCCGCUUAAGGACACACCACGCCAUCAACUUACACGGGGUCUUUUGCGUACUUUGAAUGUUAUCAAUAUGAACUACUACCAAAAGAACAACAAACCCAAGCCUAAAAGCACUGUAACUACAAAGAAGAAGAAAAAGUCAAUACCUGCUAAUUAUGUCUUAUCGGAGACUGGAGAGGAGACCUUUCACAAUGGCCGCUACCUUGUGCGUGGCGAGAAACUUGGCGCAGGCUCAUUUGGACAAGUAGUAGAGGCUCAGGACCUUACAACAGGGAAGACUGUGGCUAUUAAAAUUGUGCAGAAGAAACAGCAGUACACGGAGCAGGCUCAGAUGGAGAUUAACAUAUUGCAACAGCUGCACCUUCCUCAGCACUAUGAUGCCACAAAUUAUAUUGUCAAGCUAGAAGAUUCAUUUAUGCAUGAAGGACACCAGUGUCUGGUGUUUGAGCGGCUUGGACCAAACCUCUUUGACGUCCUGCGUCGAACGAGUUUCAGUGGAAUUAGUCUCAAGUUGCUGAGAAAGUUUACGCGGCAGAUUCUAAAAGCGUUGGAGUAUAUUCGUCACCCUAAUGUAAACGUGAUUCACUGCGACUUGAAGCCGGAAAAUAUCUUACUGGUUUCCGAAGCUCACAGCUCCAUUAAACUCAUUGAUUUCGGCAGCUCAUGUCUGUCGCAGAAUCAGAUUCACAGCUACACGCAAAGUCGUUUCUAUCGAGCACCUGAAGUGUUGCUCGGAAUGCGAUAUACUGCUGCUAUUGAUAUGUGGAGCCUCGGCUGUAUUCUGGUAGAAAUGCAUACGGGCAAACCGCUGUUUUGCGGCUACGACUCAGUCGACCAGCUGCACCGAAUUAUUAACGUACUUGGCAUGCCAUCGCGCGAGUUAAUUGCUCGGGCAAACCCCAAAUAUCGACGAUGCUUCUUCGAUGAAGUUGUGGUGACUGAAGGCGGCGAAAAGCGCACUGACUACCGCUUAAAAGCGCACAAGAUUGCGCCGCCAAAAAGAGCUAAUGUGAUUCCUGAAAGUUCUAAGACUCUACCUGAAAUUCUUGCAUCUGCUGACAAGUGUGGCACUCUGAAUAAUAGCCCAGAGCAGUAUCUUACCCUUCACGACUUCAUAAUGCGCAUGCUAGACUUCAACCCGGAUACACGGAUAACUCCGACCGAAGCAAUGCAGCACCCGUUCUUGAUGGGUACCAUGCGGCAGAUGCAACGAGAUGAAAAGGUGGAGGUACCUGAGGCACAGGGAAAAUCUAAGUUUAUGCGUGCAUCGACGAUGCACGAUGUACACAGCCGCAAUACCGAAAGUAAAAUGCCGCCGCUGAACCGGGCCAAACAGCGUCGUUUAGGUGACAAGUUACCGGACGAACGAUGA